Molecule: messenger RNA, 996 nt
Organism: Entrophospora sp. SA101
Lineage: Eukaryota; Fungi; Glomeromycota; Glomeromycetes; Entrophosporales; Entrophosporaceae
Source: the annotation of a GenBank genome assembly
AUGAGUACUUUUGGCAAUAUUUUUCGCGUGACAACCUAUGGUGAAUCUCACGGGAAGUCUGUUGGUUGUAUAGUGGAUGGUUGUCCUCCUGGUUUACCUCUUAUAGAAGCUGAUAUUCAAAAACAAUUGAGUAGAAGAAGGCCAGGUCAGAAUGAAAAAGAUUUGGUUGUUAUACAAUCAGGAACUGAAUUUGGUAUAACACUUGGAACACCAAUUGGUUUACUGGUACCAAAUCAAGAUCAACGGCCUCAUGAUUAUUCAGAAACUGAUUUAUAUCCAAGGCCAAGUCAUGCUGAUUGGACCUACUUACAAAAAUAUGGUGUAAAGGCUAGUAGUGGUGGUGGUAGAGCAUCAGCAAGAGAAACAAUAGGAAGAGUGGCAGCAGGAGCUAUUGCAGAGAAAUAUCUUAAAAUGGUUUAUAAUAUAGAUAUUGUAGCAUUUGUUUCUUCAGUCUCAAAUAUAAAAAUGCCUUUUAUCAAAGAAAUAGGCUAUCAUAAUAAUGAUGAUCAAUUAUAUUCACAAGAUUUUUGGAUAUUUCAAUGUCCUGAUAAGGAAAUUUCAGUAAGAAUGACUCAGUGUAUAAUUAAAGCAAAAAAAUCUAAUGAUUCUGUUGGUGGAACUGUAACAUGUGUUAUUCGUAAUGUACCAUCAGGAUUGGGUGAACCAUGUUUUGAUAAGUUAGAAGCUAAAUUAGCACAUGCAAUGUUUUCAAUCCCUCUACCAAAGGAUUUGAGAUUGGAAGUGGCUUCCAAGGGAGAAUCAAUCACAAACGAAUUCUUGUUGCAAGAGGCCAUCAUGAUCCUUGUGUUGUACCACGUGCUGUCCCAAUUGUUGAGGCAGUGGCUUGCUUUAGUUGUUAUGGAUGCACUAAUGAUUCAACAAUCACGUAAAACUGCUGCAUCAUUACUUCCACAAAUACUUAAUAUACCUGUUACAAUGUUAGGUGUUGUUCCAAUAAAAUCAUAUAAUGAAACAACAGAAAAUAAAGACUCAUAG